Molecule: messenger RNA, 2334 nt
Organism: Fomitopsis serialis
Lineage: Eukaryota; Fungi; Basidiomycota; Agaricomycetes; Polyporales; Fomitopsidaceae
Product: tRNA synthetases class I (C) catalytic domain-containing protein
Exons: 13
Coding region: 1-2334 (777 amino acids)
Biological process (GO): cysteinyl-tRNA aminoacylation
Cellular component (GO): cytoplasm
Molecular function (GO): ATP binding; cysteine-tRNA ligase activity
Source: RefSeq, a predicted model, not a curated record
AUGGCCAUCCAGCAGCCACCCUGGUCUCUUCCGAAGCGCAAGGAGGAUGAACCUGUCUUGAAGAUCUACAACUCACUCACGAAGUCGAAGACAGAGUUUGUCGCGAUCAAUGGACGACAUGUGAAGUGGUACAACUGCGGGCCUACGGUCUACGACGCGUCGCACAUGGGACAUGCUAGGAACUACGUGACGCAGGACGUGCUGAGGCGAAUCAUGACGGACUACUUCGAUUACGAUGUUCACUUCGUCAUGAACAUCACGGACAUCGACGACAAAAUCAUUCUCCGCGCUCGUCAAUCGUACUUAGUCAAAAAGUUCCGCUCGGAAACGGAUGCACUCUCGCGCGAUCUAGUGGACCAACUGGAGACAGCGUGGGCGGAUUACGUGCAGUCAAAAGUGAGCAAGGGAUUGCCAGACACGGACAGGCCGAGCAAAGGCAAGGAGAAGGAAGCUUGGCCGCAGCUUGUAACGCAGUUCCAAGACAAAGUGUGGAAGCAGGAGGGUCUCAAGAGGGACGAGAAGUUUGAGAUGCACUUUUCCGCAGCGCAUCGCACGUACGCGGCUCUUCUAGCGGCGGGAGAAUCCCUGCAGGCCGGCGAUGCGUCGCAGCAGCUCGCGCAUAGGCUCAUAGAUGACGCACACGAUAUUCUUGCGAUUUCGCUCGACAAGCAGCAUGGCAGCUCCGUGACAGAUCAUUCUAUCUUCCGAUCCCUCGCGGCAUACUGGGAAGACCAAUUCUUCAAGGACAUGCGUAGGCUGCGUGUUCGAGAUCCCGACACCCUGACUCGCGUGACGGAGUUUGUUCCGGAGAUCGCAUCGUUCGUUGAAGGCAUUGUGAAGAACGGUUACGCGUACGAGGUCGAUGGCAGCGUCUACUUUGACACCCGGGCGUUCGACAAGGCGGACGGACAUUACUAUGCGAAGAUCGAGCCCUGGAGCAAGGGCAACCGAGAGUUGCUGGAAGAGGGCGAAGGUGCCCUGACAGCGACGACAGGCAAGCGCUCAUCAGCCGACUUCGCACUAUGGAAGGCUUCGAAACCUGGCGAGCCUUCCUGGCCAUCCCCAUGGGGGCCUGGACGGCCUGGGUGGCACAUUGAGUGCUCCGUCAUGGCGUCAGCUGUCUUGGGGGAUAACAUGGAUAUCCACUCCGGCGGAAUAGAUCUCGCCUUUCCGCAUCAUGACAACGAAAUGGCACAGUCUGAGGCCUAUCACAACUGUUCAGCGUGGGUAAAUUACUUCAUCCAUACUGGUCACUUGCAUAUCGAAGGCCUCAAGAUGAGCAAGUCGUUGAAGAAUUUCAUUACGAUUGAUGAAAUUCUUCAAAAAUAUACAGCGCGACAACUCCGCCUUGCAUUCCUGAGUCAGCUGUGGAACGCAAGGGUAGACUUCUCGGAGUCGCUGAUGACAGGCGAAGUUCGGAACUUCGAGACAACGUUUAAUAACUUCUUUGUCCUCGUGAAAGCCCUUAUCACUCAAGCCAACGAAGAGGGUGCCCGACUGGAUGGCAGGAAUAGGUUCGGUGACGCAGAGCACGAGUUAACGAACAGUUGGCACCGUCUCCAGUCCAGCCAGCAUGGUUUCCGAGUCGCUCUUUGCGAUUCGUUCAACACGCCGGAGGCACUCAACGUGCUUCGAGAGCUCGUCUCUCGCACGAACGUGUAUAUCAACUCUCGCGGCAAGGACCUCGAAGUCGGCGUCGUCGUGCGAGUCGCUGGCUGGGUCGGUAAGAUGCUCCGCAUGCUUGGCUUGGGCGAAGGAGAGACGUCGGAGAUCGGUUGGGGACAGGAGCGAUAUUCGGGAGAAGAAAGCGUUGACCGCGAAGAGAUUCUCAUGCCGUACCUUCGCACGUUGGCCUCGUUCCGUGAUGGAGUGCGAAAGCUGGCCAUCGCGAAGGGGGACGCAGCUCUGAAGGACAUUCUCGCGCUAUCGGAUAAACUGCGGGACGUCGAUCUGGUCCCGUUAGGGGUCGCCUUGGAUGAUCUGGAAGAUGGCAAGGCUCUCGUGAAGCUAGUUCCGCCCGCAGAACUGCUGAAGGCGAGGGAGGAGAAGCGCGUGCAGGCUGAGGCAAAAACUGCGAAGAAAGCUGCGGCCGUCGAAGCUGACCGGCAAAAACGGCUGCAGAAAUUGGAGAAGGGGCGCGUGGCUCCACAGGACAUGUUCAAGCCUCCCCACGUCCGCGAGGCCACAUACGGCAGCUGGGACGAGAGCGGGCUUCCGCUCACAGAUGGGGACGGGAAGGAGUUGAGCAAGAACCAGUCUAAGAAGGUGCAGAAGGAAUGGGCGAACCAACGGAAACUUCACGAAGAGUUCUUGGCGUGGCAGGAGAAUGAGUAG